ACAUAUACAACCACCAAUACAAUAUAGACUAGAUUAAAUUGCCUACCAAUUUAUUCAUUUUGUACAAUAACUUUCCAACUAAUAUUGAUUUUUCUCUUUUCUCACCUUCAUCUAUUUUUAUCUUUUUAUCUUUAUUGACAGCAGCUUACUUUCUUUCUAUCAAUUUGAUCAAUCUAAUGUUAUGGUAUACAGUCAAUAUAAAUAAUCUUAUAUUCUAAAUUAAUUUUGUAUAUCACAAUUUCUUUUCAAUAACCAAUAGAUUUAAAAUGUUAGACAUUUUCAGAUAUUAAAAUCUUUAUCAUUUGUUGUGGGUCAUGACCUUUUGGUUAAUUAACAUUGAAAAUCGACUACCUUUUUCUCUACUGUCAAUGUCACUUCAAACAGUUCCUUAGACAUUAGUGUCACUUUAUAGUCAAAGUUGGCCUAAGAUGGUUGAUUGAGGUUUUGGUAGGGUUUCACCAUGUUCCCAUAGGCAAUAUCCUGUAACAUCGGCGUUUAGCCUGUUUAAUAUUAUUUUUAAAUAAUGUAAAUUGAAUUUUAAAUUCAACCAUUGUUUGGUUCUGGGGCUGUUUAGCAAGUAUGCACAUUCACUGAUGAUGGACCGAUAGGUCUGAAAACGUUCUGAAUUGGACAUUUUUAUUCAAUCCAUUGGGAUUUUUAAGUUUUAAUAAAUAUACCAAUUUACAUAGAAGUGGUUUUACUUCUUGUUAGAGUUUUUUAACUAUAUGGUAUACAGCCAACCUAGGGAACCUCCCUUUUAGUUUAUAUAUGACAGUAUGGUCAACUUGGCGCUACAAUACUUGCGAUUAGCCACACAACGGAGCAACAUAAAGCUGGACAUAUGGUUCAUUUCAAGAUGUUUACAUCAUAAAGUCUUCCCAACAUUUUGUAGAGUUAGAACAUCCAAUAAUGUACAUCCUAACAUCAGGACCUCCAUGCAGAUUAAACUCAUGAAGAAAGAGAUUUGUAAACAUUACAGUAAACUCAACUACAUAGAAUGUAAGCUAAAGGUAACAUAUGAUUCUCUACUUGAAACUUUACAAUUUAUUAAUCUUAAUUCUUUUAUGUCAGACGUUCAGGAUAAGGUAGAUCAUUCACAUUCAGUUAAAUUUAAUAGAGUCAAUAAUAAAUUAAAACACUUAAUCAACAAUAAGAUUAGACUUGAUCAACAAAAAGCUUCUCGUAAUAAAAAUUAUUCCAAUUUUCGAUUCCACCCAAGAAUCAAAAAUCUCUCAAAUGUCCAAUUUUCUGAUGACGAAUUAAAACUCUUAAACCUCGGCCUCAAACACUCCAUUCCUAGCAAUUUAUCUAUCAAAGAUCUUGAGAGUCUUUCCAUAGAGACCGACAUGGUUAUUCAGAAUCUUUCCAUUUCACUCACACAAAAAACUUCAAUCAGAAACUCUUGCAUCCAAACUAUCAACAAAUUCAAAACUAAACUUCUUUCCAACAAUAACUCCUCUCUUACCAACAUCAGUUCCCCUUCUACUCUACACAAACUUCUUCAUCUCUCUCUUUUCCCAAUUUCUCAUAUAAUAAGUCUAAAUCCCUUCUCUCCACACUCAAAUCUAUCAAAACAAAGCAGAUAA
Diabrotica virgifera virgifera (western corn rootworm) is the source of this 1586-nucleotide messenger RNA. RefSeq lists its product as uncharacterized. The record is from RefSeq and is a predicted model, not a curated record. The coding region runs from base 777 to 1586 and encodes 269 amino acids. The transcript is spliced from 3 exons. NCBI's taxonomy places the organism in Eukaryota, Metazoa, Arthropoda, Insecta, Coleoptera, Chrysomelidae.